AUGCAUCGUGCAAAGUUAGUGCUUCAAGCUACGGGUAAAAUCGGCAACAGUGAAAGAUUUGCAUCAUGGCUCCUCAACAAACCCCAGACGGCCGCUGUGAUGGUAAACAACCAAAGGCUGAAGAGUUCAACGGCAGCCGAGCCUUUCUUGAAUGGCUCAAGUUCAGCGUAUGUGGAGACUAUGUACAAUGCCUGGCUGUCAGACCCUAACUCGGUGCAUGCGUCUUGGGACGCGUUCUUCCGUAAUGCUACAAAUGGCGCCCAGCCCGGGGUCGCAUAUACGUCUCCACCGAAUCUAGCCCCAUACUCAAAGAACGAGGUACCCUUGACCUCCCUUGUACCAGCGGCUGGCAUGCCAUCGAUAUCAGCAGGUUCACCCAUCAACGAGAAAAUCAUUGACGACCAUCUGGCUGUGCAGGCUAUCAUUAGGAGCUACCAGGCUCGAGGUCACCUGGCGGCGGACGUGGACCCGCUCGGCAUCACCACGGCCAACCUGCCCGCCCUCGGCAUGCGCGCGCCACGCUCCGAGCUCAUCAUGAGGAAAUAUUUCAAUUUCGGUACGAUUGGAAACAAUCGCCAUGACGGAAGAUCCUCCCGCGGUCACCUGGUGGCUCGUCUCGAUCCUCUCGGGAUAUCAACUGGCGAUCCUGUAUCGAGCGGUGAUUGGCACGGCGGUCUGCGUGCGUUCGCCAGUGAGGCGGUUAUUAGGCAACACGUGCGAUUCGGUAUGGACUGUGCGAUAUAUGGGAGCGUACUGAUACGAGGCCACCAUAUAGCGAAACUCGACCCGCUCGGGAUACCAAAUAACAAAUUGGAGGGGAGAAAUCCCCGUGAGGUUAUACACAGCAGCUACAGACAUUCCCGCUCUCACUGUACACUUAUUCUAGAUGAAGCCGAUAUGGAUAGAGUUUUUAAACUACCCUCGACGACUUUCAUCGGCGAAAAGGAAAAGGCGUUACCAUUGAGAGAGAUCUUGAAUCGUCUGGAACAAGCGUAUUGUAAUAACAUUGGUAUUGAAUUCAUGUUCAUCAAUUCAUUGGAGCAAUGCAAUUGGAUCAGACAACGUAUGGAGCCGCCGAAUGUGACGAAGAUGAGCAACGACCAGAAGAGAUUGAUCCUCGCUCGUCUCACUAGAUCCACUGGGUUUGAGAAUUUCCUGGCUAAGAAAUGGUCGUCCGAGAAACGUUUCGGUCUCGAGGGUUGUGAGAUUUUGAUACCAGCUAUGAAACAGGUCAUUGACACUUCCACACGGCUCGGAGUAGAAUCCAUCAUCAUGGGAAUGCCCCAUAGAGGUCGUCUUAAUGUAUUGGCCAAUGUGUGUCGUAAACCACUCCAUCAACUGUUCACUCAGUUUGCUGGUUUAGAAGCUGAGGACGACGGUUCCGGAGACGUUAAGUAUCAUCUUGGUACUUACAUCGAGCGCCUGAAUCGCGUCACAAACAAGAAUAUCCGUCUGGCUGUAUGCGCUAAUCCAUCGCAUUUGGAGGCCGUCGACCCCGUGGUGCAAGGAAAGACUAGGGCUGAACAGUUCUACCGAGGAGACAACGAAGGAAAGAAGGUGAUGUCAAUUCUACUUCACGGUGACGCAGCGUUCGUGGGUCAGGGCGUGGUGUUCGAGACGAUGCAUCUGUCAGACUUACCGGCUUAUACCACACACGGCACCAUACACAUUGUGGUCAACAACCAGAUAGGAUUCACCACCGACCCGAGGCACUCGCGUUCAUCGGCUUACUGCACAGAUGUCGCCCGUGUGGUAAACGCUCCUAUCUUCCACGUGAACAGCGACAACCCUGAAGCGGUGAUGCACGUAUGUAACGUAGCGGCUGAAUGGAGAGCCACCUUCCACAAGGACGUGGUUAUAGACAUCGUCAGCUACAGACGGAACGGACACAACGAGGUCGAUGAACCCAUGUUCACACAGCCUCUCAUGUACCAGAAGAUUAGGAAAACUAAACCAGUUUUGGAGAAAUACGCCGACCAGCUGAUCGUUGAGGGCGUCGUUACCGCCGAGGAGGUUAAAGAUGUAAAGGACAAAUACGAGAAGAUCUGUGAGGACGCUUACAACCAGGCUAAACAGGAGACUCACAUCAAAUACAAGGACUGGCUCGACUCACCGUGGUCUGGCUUCUUUGAGGGCAAGGACCCACUCAAGAUGUCUCCGACCGGUGUAGUAGAAGAGACUCUAGUACAUAUUGGCAAGCGUUUCUCAUCACCACCACCCAACGCGGCUGAGUUCGAAAUACACAAGGGUCUGCUUCGUAUUCUCAAAGCGAGGAUGGAAAUGGUUGAGAAUAGAACCGUCGACUGGGCGCUGGCUGAGGCUAUGGCGUUUGGUUCACUGUUGAAGGAAGGCAUACAUGUGAGACUCUCGGGAGAAGACGUUGAGAGAGGAACAUUCUCUCACAGGCAUCACGUGCUACAUCACCAGAAGGUAGACAAAGCCACAUACUGUCCACUGGCUCAUCUUUAUCCGGACCAAGCUCCUUACACCGUUUGCAACAGUUCAUUGUCUGAAUAUGGUGUGUUGGGCUUUGAAGUGGGUUACUCAGUAACUAACCCCAACGCUCUAGUACUGUGGGAGGCUCAGUUUGGUGACUUCAACAAUGUGGCUCAAUGUAUCAUUGACCAGUUCAUAUCAAGCGGACAGGCCAAGUGGGUCAGACAGUCGGGCAUCGUACUGCUACAACCUCACGGAAUGGAGGGCAUGGGCCCAGAACAUUCUUCAGCUCGAUUGGAGCGUUUCUUGCAAAUGAGUGCCGACGACCCCGACUACAUGCCGCCCGAGAGUCCCGACUACGAAGUUCGUCAGCUUCACGACUGUAACUGGAUAGUAGCGAACUGUUCGACCCCGGCGUCGUUGUUCCACAUCCUCCGUCGCCAGAUCGCUCUGCCGUUCCGUAAACCUCUCAUUCUGAUGACGCCCAAGUCGCUGCUGAGACACCCCGAGUGUAAAUCAUCCUUCGACGAUAUGGUUGAUGGAACCACAUUCAAGAGAUUGAUCCCCGAAGAGGGUCCGGCGUCCGAGAACCCAUCAAACGUUCGCAAGCUUGCUUUCUGUUCCGGACGUGUUUACUACGACCUGCUGAAACAGAGGAGAGACCGCGGACUGGAGAAGGACAUUGCUAUAGCCAGACUGGAGCAGAUCUCUCCGUUCCCGUACGACCUGAUCAAGGCAGAGAUCGCCAAGUACCCUAACGCUCAGUUGGUGUGGAGCCAGGAGGAGCACAAGAACAUGGGCUCUUGGAGCUACAUCGAGCCGAGGUUCCGUACCUUGCUGCAUAAUCAGAAACAGAUCUGGCCAAAAUCCAACUCUCGAGGCGGUUGGUUUAGUCAACUUUUCGGCAAACCUGAGCCGGCUCAGACGGACACACAGACGGAAACAGUACCGCGUACCAUUAGUUACAACGGUCGCGCCACAGCCGCUUCACCAGCCACCGGUUCUAAGGCAGCCCACAACAAGGAACUACGGAACCUUCUAGAAGAGUUCUGCGUCCUAUAA
This is a messenger RNA of Danaus chrysippus (African queen), 3498 nucleotides long. Lineage: Eukaryota; Metazoa; Arthropoda; Insecta; Lepidoptera; Nymphalidae. The record is from the annotation of a GenBank genome assembly.